AUGGACGACACCAAGUCUAUCACAGAGGCAGGCGCCCUUUUUGGCAAUCUGGUUGCUAGCCAGAAAGGCGCCUAUGCGGUUUCCUCGUCUUCUGAGCACUCUCUGCACUUGGCGACUUCCGACGACUGUGACGCCACCUCCAGCGCCUCCAGCGUUUCAGCACCCUCGACGCUCUGGUCAGACAAUUCCAAGGAGUCAUUGGAACGUAUGGCGGCCGAGGACCCCGACCUGCCGUUCUACUAUGGCCACCGCAUUGACUCGGAUGCGCAGUUUCAGCGCAUACUCGAGCACUACCUGACCAGGGAGGCGUUUAAGCAAGAGGUUGAGCGUAUCAACCAGAUUUUUAACGAUUUUGGCGCCGACCUACCUCCGGACCUCACACGCAACGCCCGCAAGGGUCUCACGCGCCGCCGGCACCAAAAGCUACUGGCGUUUGAGCGCCACUGCAGCGCCUACAAGGACAGAGACUGGCAGGUGGCAGCCCGCGAAACACCAGACAACUUGCGAGACGCGCGCCUCGCCGCAUACCAUAGCAAGGUCCUGCCCAAAAACUGUUGGGACGAGAUGGAGACCACGCCCUUCCCACCAGGCACCUGUGACUUGUCCGGCAAGGUUGACCGCCCUUUUCCCAGAAGUCUGACCAUGGCGCGGUAUCUCGACAGCAUGGCGCGCGAAGCCGUCGAGGCCGGUCUCGUCACGGCCUACGAGGUCAAGCUCGACCUCAGCCAGGACAAAGGCCAGGACAAGAACGAAGACGAGGGGGACGAGGAAGACAAACAGGCGGACUCGGGUGUCUCGCACUCUAACGCAGAGGAGUGCCGUUGCCACAGAGAAUUGGAUGACGCCAAAAAUACAGCCAAUGCGUCGGAGGCUUUAAAACAGUAUCGUGGCGAGGCGGAGGAGGCUGCCCAGUUCCCUUUCUUUGUUCAGAACUGGAUUCGCUCGAGACCGAGGGUCUACCCAAGGGUCUACUAA
Molecule: messenger RNA, 975 nt
Organism: Sporothrix brasiliensis 5110
Lineage: Eukaryota; Fungi; Ascomycota; Sordariomycetes; Ophiostomatales; Ophiostomataceae
Exons: 1
Coding region: 1-975 (324 amino acids)
Source: RefSeq, a predicted model, not a curated record